AUGCCAGCCACCACUCAAUUACUGUUACUUGCUUUCCUCCACGUUUUUUCAGUAGCUGCGCAGAAGGACCCCAACAACCCCACCACCCAAGGCGUCAAAUGGCUAAAAAAAGGGCGCAGCGUUCUCGUGCGCGUGAGCACUCCCGACCUUCCUCUGUGGAAUAAGGAGGAGCAGAUAGGAGAGGACAUCCCGAGCGCGCUCAUUCUCAACUUCACCAUCUCCGCGGACAACCAGACGCUUCUCUUGCAAGACCAACCGUUCAUGCCUCUGCUGCAGCCGCAUACGCCCCCGCGACUCUCCGCGCCUCAGACAUCUCAAUCAUUCCGCGACUUCAAGUAUGGCACACCUAAUUUCACGGACUUACCGGUGUUCGACCUCGACUACGAUCGUAUCGCCCAUCCAAGAGACGAUCCCUCUAUCCAUUACUACAGUUAUUCCCCGAACUUGAUGAUUAAUUUGCUGGGCGCUGGAAUUGCUGGACAUAAUGCGCUGUUGAAGGAUAUGGAACAGAAAGUCAUCAAGAUAAUAUUGAGGGACCGGAACACAUUCAACCGCGCCACAACCGACCCCCCGAACCACUCUUUCGAGAUCAAAGAAGUCAAGCUGUGGGAUAGACGGCAAGGCGACUCUGUCAAUCCAGACGACCUGAAAGAAUGUACAUUGAAGUCAUGGCGUUGUUCAGAUUUCGGCGAUCAUCCUUGGUAUCGUUAUAUCUUCCGACAAAACUUUGAUGAGUAUGGGAGAAUUGGAUCGUUUAGACAUAUGGUGCUCCAGAGGUGGGCAACGCUAUACCAGAGGCUUGGAUUAUUCCGUAUCACAUUGUUGAUAGUGGUGCUUGCUAGUUUGGUUCUGUCGCCAAUACCGUAUGUUCUUUACAAGGGCGGCAAGUGGAUCAAGGCGCAACACAGGGCGAGGUCAGAAGCCGUUGCUGCUGUGUGGAAGGAUAAUGAUGAGGAGGUGGAGAGGCUACUCUUUGCAGAUGAGAGCUUGGAAAAUUUGUACGGCUCUGAAGAUACUGGACCGAAUAAAGUAUUUUCGGAGAAGCAAGUGGAUGGCAAUGAUGCCGAAGGGCCCGUUAAAAAGCCUCUGCCUCCUGUUCCUACCAAAACUGCGGAUGCACUUGAGAUUCUCCUACUCGGCUUCCUGACUGCAGCAACAGUAACAGCAAGCACUGCUAACUCCGGGAUACCUGCGCAUAAUACUAUGGGAAACCUCGGUGGAGUCUCGGUAACGCCGACGGGUAUUGAGACGGCGAUGAAGGGUGAAAAAACGAAUUCGAAGGAUCAUCGUGUGUAUGAGGCGGGCGCGGGGAGGGAGUGCAAGGUGGGCAUGCGGGUCGUGGUUUUGGGGAUGGUUGUUAUGGUUGUUGUGGGGGAAGUGUGCUGA
Lachnellula hyalina is the source of this 1386-nucleotide messenger RNA. RefSeq lists its product as uncharacterized. The transcript has 2 exons. Bases 1 to 1386 code for a protein of 461 amino acids. Lineage: Eukaryota; Fungi; Ascomycota; Leotiomycetes; Helotiales; Lachnaceae. The record is from RefSeq and is a predicted model, not a curated record.